Corvus hawaiiensis (hawaiian crow) is the source of this 3801-nucleotide messenger RNA. RefSeq names its product melanocortin 3 receptor (gene MC3R). Gene Ontology annotation, biological process: G protein-coupled receptor signaling pathway. The transcript has a single exon. Lineage: Eukaryota; Metazoa; Chordata; Aves; Passeriformes; Corvidae. Gene Ontology annotation, molecular function: peptide hormone binding; melanocyte-stimulating hormone receptor activity. The record is from RefSeq and is a predicted model, not a curated record. Gene Ontology annotation, cellular component: membrane. The coding region runs from base 388 to 1365 and encodes 325 amino acids.
UAGCAACAGAUGCUUGGCUGAGCUGCAACAUGCUGGCAACCGACCUGCCCCAGCAGACACGAGAACUCCCUGCUUUUAAUCACCAGGAGAGCUAAACCCAGCAGCGUCCUGCUGCUGAUUCUUCCCUGCAGAGAAAACUGUCUGCUGCCUACAAGCUUCGAAGCUCACUUUCUUACAAAGGGAAGAGCAGCCUGACAUACAACUCACUGUAAAUGCAGACUUUUUGAUGUUUGCACUUGUAAAAGUGACUAAAGUCCUGCUUGAUUCCACCCCAUAUGCACAGCAGCUCUUGGAAGGACUUGUUUUCCUUUUCCUUUUUUUUUUCUCUUUUUAACCUGUGCUCUCUCAGGUCCACAGUCACUGGUGAAUUCAGCUCCUUUGCUGACAAUGAACACCACACACUUUGCAUUCUCAUUUCAGCCCGUGCUGCUUAACAUCACUGAAGACUUCAACGACUCCAUCCUGAACAACAGGAGUGGCAAUGGAUUUUGCGAGCAGGUGUUCAUCAAAGCUGAGGUCUUCUUGACUUUAGGGAUCAUCAGCCUCCUGGAAAACAUCCUUGUCAUUCUGGCAGUGCUGAAGAAUGGGAACCUGCACUCUCCCAUGUAUUUCUUCCUCUGCAGCCUGGCUGUGGCAGAUAUGCUGGUGAGCAUGUCGAACGCCCUGGAGACCGUCAUGAUUGCAAUCCUCAGCAACGGCUACCUGAUCAUCGACGACCACUUCAUCCAGCACAUGGACAAUGUUUUUGACUCAAUGAUUUGUAUUUCUCUGGUAGCCUCCAUUUGCAACCUCUUGGUCAUAGCCAUUGACAGGUAUAUCACUAUUUUCUAUGCCCUCCGUUACCACAGCAUCAUGACGGUGAAGAAAGCCCUGACUCUCAUUGUGCUCAUUUGGGUGGCUUGCAUCAUCUGUGGCAUCAUUUUCAUUGCCUACUCGGAGAGCAAAACUGUCAUUGUGUGUCUCAUCACCAUGUUCUUCACCAUGCUGCUGCUCAUGGCCUCGCUGUACGUGCACAUGUUCCUGUUCGCCCGCCUGCACGUCAAGCGCAUCGCGGCGCUGCCCGUCGAGGGUGUGCCCCCCCAGCGCACCUGCAUGAAGGGCGCUGUCACCAUCACCAUCCUCCUGGGGGUCUUCAUUGUCUGCUGGGCACCCUUCUUCCUCCACCUCAUCCUCAUCAUCUCCUGCCCCAUGAACCCCUACUGCAUCUGCUACACCGCGCACUUCAACACCUACCUGGUGCUGAUCAUGUGCAACUCGGUCAUUGACCCGCUCAUUUACGCCUUCAGGAGCCUGGAGAUGAGGAAGACUUUCAAAGAAAUCGUGUGUUGCUGUUAUGGCAUGAGUGUGGGACAGUGCAUGCUGUGAACACCUGGCUUUGGGUGGAAAAAACACGCCACAGGUGUAUAAGUAUAAAUAUAUAUAUGUAUAUAUUGAGAUACAGAGCAGUUCACUUUAAAUGCAGUGCCUGAAGGAAGGGUGCAGGAAAGACAAAAGCCUUCUACAUGAUGCCUUGUUUCCUACUUUUUAGAGUGAAAACCAAUUUCAACUGAAUUAUUUGAAGUUUUUAAAAUAGUUAUAACGGAAGGAAAUCCAGAGUGGCUUACAAAACAGCUUCAAAAACUUACUGGGAAAAAUGAAUCCUGAAAGGGACUGCCAUCUUCUAGAGACUGAGAUAAUUUUCCCUCUAGCAUUCAUUUGUGCCUGUUGCUUUAUCUCUGUGCCACUGCCAACGAGCCGGUGCUUUCUAAAAGAUUUCUUUAGUAACCUCUGUGGAAAGCUAUUUUUCAAAACACCAACAGGUAACAGCAUUGUUCUACACCCACACCUCUGCCUUUUAAUGAAAGAAUAGAUUGACAUUUUUGCUCCUUGCCAUAAAGCAGCCUGAGUACAAUUUUCAAAGGGUGAAAGCAAACAUUUCUCUUGCACUGAAAUCAGUUAUCACUACAGGAUCGGUGACAGUGUGACUUCAACAGCUGCCUGAUAGGAUUGACUCAUGUGAAGGCUUUUACAUUAUUUGUUGUGAUAUAAGAGUAUUAUAUCCUUGAAUUUUUAAUUAUUUUUUUAAAGCUGGAAGGCACUGAUCAAUGUGGUAUUUGCUAAGUUCAUAAAAAGUCACAGAAGUCUUCUUUUGAUAAAUCCUCACUAAUGAGACCCACAGAUCUGAAUAUCAGAAAGAGCCAAAAUGCAAAAUACCUUGAAUGUAGCUUUGUGUAAAAGCUGCAGGGAGUCAUUAGAAAUGUCCACCUGUAAGUUCAGCACCUGGAAGAAAUCAGAUGUGUGUGGCAGAGAGGACUUUGUGCAUUGAGAAAUAAUGUCCUGGGACAGUGUCUCCUUACUUCAGCUUUACACUGCACUCAGGGGCUGGAUCCUCCUGCCCCGGGAACAGGAGAGCACCAGGGCUGUUUGCCAUCCUUUUUGCCAUCCUUUCCCAACCCUGUGUGUGUCACUGGCAUGAAAAGAAGCACCUGCAGCUACAAUAGUUUCGUCUUUGCCUCUGCUUUCUGCAAGAAUAAACCCUGUGGGUGGCCUUCAAACAGCACAUCAUCCCUGAGCAAAGGCUGCUGCAGCUUGUGCUCGACACAGGCACGGGCAGUGGCACUCACAGUGCCAGGCUGAGAACACUCUGAGCCAUCCUAAAGGCUGCUACCACCUUUCUGGUACCUGCUUUUAGGAGGGGAGGUAUCCCCAAACCCUUAGAGUUGUCUGAUUCUUUCAAACAUCUAAAAGAUCUUAUUUGACUUAAAACUCUUUUAUUCCCCCCACCUUCUUGUUUCGGAGUUGCUGGGUUGAUUAUAUUAUUAUUAUUAUUAUUAUUAUUAUUAUCAGAGUUAUUUCUGGGGUUUGCCUCUGCCAGGUGAGAAACUGUUCCUGCAGCCCAGAGCUCCCCCAGCUCCUGUGCCCCCAGCUCUGCCCCACACUGGUGCUGGUGUUUCAGUGCCAGUGGCUCCAGACCCAGCCCUGCUGCCCGUGGGGAGUCACAUUUCACACUUUGCACAUCCUGGCCUCUGUUUGAUCCUCAGCAUCCGACAGGGAACAGCCCCAUUUCCCAAUCCUAUGGGCUGUAUGGUUUUCCUGGGGCCAAGAACCACCUCUCCCCAGGCUCCAGCCACACUCUGCCCAUCAGCACAACCAACCUCACGUUCCCUAUUCCUCCUGUCCUCUGAUCACACCCUGAAUUCCCUGAGUUCUCACUUCCUCCCAUUAUCACAUCCUCCAGGCUUCCCCCUUUCCAACACUCUGUUCCAACACUUACCUAAUCCUAUAACCCUUAAUUUAAAAAAGGCUAAAUUUUUAAAAAAGCAAAACCAAGAUCACUGUGGAGCAGAACAGGCACAAAUGAAAAUUCUCCCCAUUUCAGGAUGAGACCAAAGAAAAUCCCCCCAGCUGGCAAAGCCAAAUGCUUUCAGCCUUAUCUGUGUGUCACAAACCCCAGCUGAGCAGUCCCAAGAUGUGCUCUGUUAGCCCAGCCUGUCGCACUUUGCAGCAUCUGAUGUGGGGCGCGGAGAUGAAAUCAGCACAGGGAACCACAGAACUCUGGUGGCGUGCAAAGACUGUGCGUAGCUGUUGUAAAAAAUCUCUGCCUGUUCUCAGUGUUCUGUAUUUUACACUCUGGAGCAUGGUUUGCCAUGAUAUUCCGCCUCAGGUCGUUGUGGAUUUAGCUCUUGUUGCACCUCAUGUCCUACUUAUUUCUCUGAUGUCCUACUUCUUGCUCUUUUAAAAGCAACAAGACUGAUUCAUACCGUGCUUUGCCUUUAAGCGAAACAUACUCUGCUGAAUAAAAUCUGAAGAGAUCACUGAUAA